Dipodomys spectabilis (banner-tailed kangaroo rat) is the source of this 1724-nucleotide messenger RNA. RefSeq names its product solute carrier family 1 member 6 (gene Slc1a6). Gene Ontology annotation, molecular function: L-glutamate transmembrane transporter activity; neutral L-amino acid transmembrane transporter activity; glutamate:sodium symporter activity. Gene Ontology annotation, biological process: L-glutamate transmembrane transport. The record is from RefSeq and is a predicted model, not a curated record. Gene Ontology annotation, cellular component: plasma membrane. Bases 30 to 1724 code for a protein of 564 amino acids. Lineage: Eukaryota; Metazoa; Chordata; Mammalia; Rodentia; Heteromyidae. The transcript has 9 exons.
CGGGCUCCUGUGUCCCCCGCGGCGAGACGAUGAGCAGCCACGGCAACAGCCUGUUCCUGCGGGAGAGCGGCCCGCGCCUGGGCCGGGCGGGCUGGCUGCGGCGCACGCGCGAGGGCCUGCAGCGGCGAGCACUGCGCCUGCGCCUGCGCCUGCAGACCACCACGCGCGAGCACGUGCGGCGCUUCCUGCGCCGGAACGCCUUCAUCCUGCUCACCGUCAGCGCCGUCGUCAUUGGAGUCAGCCUGGCAUUCGCCCUGCGUCCAUACCAGCUCACUUACCGCCAAAUCAAAUACUUCUCCUUUCCUGGCGAGCUUCUGAUGAGGAUGCUGCAGAUGCUGGUCCUGCCUCUUAUUGUCUCCAGUCUGGUCACAGGUAUGGCGUCCUUGGACAACAAGGCCACAGGGCGGAUGGGGAUGCGGGCAGCUGUGUACUACAUGGUGACGACGGUCAUCGCGGUCUUCAUCGGCAUCCUCAUGGUCACCAUCAUCCACCCUGGCAAGGGCUCCAAGGAGGGGCUGCACCGAGAGGGCCGCAUUGAGACCGUCCCCACGGCCGACGCCUUCAUGGACUUGGUCAGAAAUAUGUUUCCGCCCAACCUCGUGGAGGCCUGCUUCAAACAGUUCAAGACUCAGUAUAGCACCAGGGUGGUCACCAGGACGGUGGUGAGGACGGAGAACGGGUCGGAGCCGGGAGCCUCGGCGGCGCCCCUGUCCCUGGCGGACAACGAGAGCAGCGUGGUGGAGAACGUCACUCGGGCCCUGGGCACCCUGCAGGAGAUGCUCAGCUUCGAGGAGACCGUGCCGGUGCCCGGCUCUGCCAAUGGCAUCAAUGCCCUGGGCCUGGUGGUCUUCUCUGUGGCUUUCGGCCUGGUCAUCGGGGGCAUGAAACACAAGGGCCGCGUCCUCAGGGACUUUUUCGACAGCCUCAACGAGGCCAUUAUGAGGCUGGUGGGCAUCAUUAUCUGGUACGCGCCCGUGGGCAUCCUGUUCCUGAUCGCGGGGAAGAUUCUGGAGAUGGAAGACAUGGCGGUCCUGGGCGGUCAGCUGGGCAUGUACACGCUGACGGUCAUCGUGGGCCUGUUCCUGCACGCCGGCGGCGUCCUGCCCCUCAUCUACUUCCUUGUCACCCACCGGAACCCCUUUCCCUUCAUCGGGGGCUUGCUGCAGGCGCUCCUCACCGCCAUGGGCACCUCCUCCAGCUCGGCCACUCUGCCCAUCACCUUCCGCUGCUUGGAGGAAGGCCUGGGCGUGGACCGUCGCAUCACCAGGUUUGUGCUGCCCGUGGGUGCCACGGUCAACAUGGACGGAACCGCUCUCUACGAGGCCCUGGCCGCCAUCUUCAUCGCCCAAGUCAACAACUACGAGCUCAACUUGGGCCAGAUCACCACGAUCAGCAUCACGGCCACGGCGGCCAGCGUGGGCGCGGCCGGCAUCCCCCAGGCGGGCCUGGUCACCAUGGUGAUCGUGCUCACCUCCGUGGGCCUGCCCACCGAGGACAUCACACUCAUCAUCGCUGUGGACUGGUUUCUCGACCGGCUCCGCACCAUGACCAACGUGCUGGGGGACUCGAUCGGCGCGGCCGUCAUCGAGCACCUGUCCCAGCAGGAGCUGGAUCUGCAGGAGGCCGAGCUCACCCUUCCCAGCCUGGGCAAGCCCUACAAGUCACUCAUGGCACAGGAAAAAGGGGCGUCCAGGGGCCGGGGGGGUCACGAGAGCGCCAUGUGA